Messenger RNA from Puma concolor (puma), 3960 nucleotides. NCBI's taxonomy places the organism in Eukaryota, Metazoa, Chordata, Mammalia, Carnivora, Felidae. The record is from RefSeq and is a predicted model, not a curated record.
AUGACAGUGUGGAGGAGGAGGAGAAAGGCCCAGCAGGAGGACCACCAGCGCUUCCGAAGUCAGGAGGGAGAGAGAGAAACAGCCAUUGGCACCGGCUGGGACCUGUGGGUCCAGAGGGUCCCCCUCGUUUCUCGUGGUGUGGGAAACGAGGAGCUGGAGGAGAGGACAGCUCCCUCUGCUCCCACCUCCAUGGCGACUCCGCCCCCUCCGGGGCUGGCCAGCCGGCCCAGGCUGCCUAACCUCCCUCCCUCCUUCUGCAACCCGAGUCCCGGGCGGCGGGCCGGCGUAUCGGGUGACCGCGGCGACGCAGCCACCAGCCUCCGCCGAUCCUCGGCGGGGCUGCGCCGGCGGGGCCGCGCCGGGGGAGGGGGCCGGAGAGAGGAUGUGCUCGGCGGCGCGCCGCGCCGCGCCAGGUGGAGUCGCGGUUACCGGGGCGACCGGGGCCCGGGCCGGCUCCGCGGCGGCGGCUCUCGCAUUGCAGCAAAGGGCACCGGCGGCGGCGGCGGCGGCGGCUGCGGAGGCGGUGGCCGGGGGAGGGGAGAGCCCGGGCGGCAGCCAAACUACUGGAGUUUCAAGACCCGCAGCUCACGCCACACUCAGGGAGCCCAGCCCGGGCUGGCAGACCAGGCAGCCAAGCUGUCAUACGCCUCGGCUGAGUCGCUGGAGACCAUGUCCGAGGCGGAGCUGCCCCUGGGCUUCAGUAGGAUGAACCGCUUCCGACAGAGCCUGCCCCUCUCCCGCUCUGCCAGCCAGACCAAGCUGCGCUCACCAGGGGUGCUGUUUCUGCAGUUCGGGGAGGAGACUCGGCGCGUGCACAUCACGCACGAGGUCAGCAGCCUGGACACGCUGCACGCGCUCAUCGCGCACAUGUUCCCGCAGAAGCUCACCAUGGGCAUGCUUAAGUCGCCCAACACCGCCAUCCUCAUCAAAGACGAAGCUCGCAACGUCUUCUACGAGCUGGAGGACGUCCGGGACAUCCAGGACCGAAGUAUUAUCAAGAUCUAUAGGAAGGAGCCAUUAUACGCAGCUUUUCCUGGCUCACACCUUACCAACGGGGACCUCCGGAGGGAGAUGGUGUAUGCCUCGAGGGAGUCGUCGCCCACACGGCGUCUCAACAACCUGUCGCCGGCGCCGCACCUGGCGUCCAGCUCUCCGCCCCCGGGGCUGCCGUCCGGGCUGCCGUCCGGGCUGCCCUCGGGGCUGCCCUCGGGGCUGCAGUCGGGCUCGCCGUCGCGCUCGCGCCUCUCCUACGCCGGGGGACGCCCGCCCUCCUACGCUGGCAGCCCGGUGCAUCACGCGGCCGAACGGCUCGGGGGCGCCCCCGCCGCCCAGGGCGUCAGUCCCAGCCCCAGCGCCAUCCUGGAGCGGCGCGACGUGAAGCCAGACGAGGACCUGGCGGGCAAGGCGGGCGGCAUGGUGCUGGUGAAGGGUGAGGGGCUCUACGCCGACCCCUACGGGCUGCUCCACGAGGGCCGCCUGAGCCUGGCCGCGGCAGCCGGCGACCCGUUCGCCUACCCGGGCGCCAGCGGCCUCUACAAGCGCGGCUCCGUGCGCUCGCUCAGCACCUAUUCGGCCGCCGCGCUGCAGUCCGACCUGGAGGACUCGCUGUACAAGGCGGCGGGCGGUGGCCCGCUCUACGGCGACGGCUAUGGCUUCCGCCUACCGCCCUCAUCGCCUCAGAAGCUGGCCGACGUGGCGGCGCCCCCCGGAGGCCCCCAGCCGCCGCACAGUCCCUACUCGGGGCCGCCCAGCCGCGGCUCGCCGGUGCGCCAGUCUUUCCGCAAAGACUCAGGUUCUUCGUCGGUCUUCGCGGAGAGCCCCGGAGGCAAGACCCGCAGCGCGGGGGGCUCCUCAACGGCCGGAGCCCCGCCUCCCGAGCUCUUCCCCGGGCCUGGGGAGCGCCCGCUGGUUGGAUUUGGGCCGCCGGUGCCAGCCAAGGACACGGAGACCAGAGAGCGCAUGGAGGCCAUGGAGAAGCAGAUUGCCAGCCUCACGGGCCUGGUACAGAGUGCCCUACUACGAGGCUCGGAGCCUGAGACCCCCAGCGAGAAGAUUGAAGGCUCCAAUGGAGCAGGAACCCCGUCAGCACCCUGUGGGUCAGGCAGCCGGAGCAGCGGGGCCACCCCAGUGUCUGGCCCUCCCCCGCCCUCGGCCAGCAGCACUCCUGCGGGGCAGCCCACUGCCAUCAGUCGUUUGCAAAUGCAGCUGCACCUGCGUGGCCUACAGAACAGCACCAGUGACCUGCGCAGCCAACUUCAGCAACUUCGAAAGCUCCAGCUACAGAACCUGGAGUCGUUGCGCGCGCUGCUGAAAGGCACAGAGGCGGAGCUGAGCAUGCGCGUGUCGGAGGCUGCGCGAAGGCAGGAGGACCCGCUGCAGCGGCAGCGCACCCUGGUGGAGGAGGAGCGGCUGCGCUAUCUCAACGACGAGGAGCUCAUUACCCAGCAGCUCAAUGACCUGGAGAAGUCGGUGGAGAAGAUCCAACGGGAUGUGUCCCACAACCACCGGCUGGUGCCUGGGCCGGAGCUGGAGGAGAAGGCGCUGGUGCUGAAGCAGCUCGGGGAGACCCUGACUGAGCUCAAGGCUCACUUCCCAGGCCUGCAGAGCAAGAUGCGGGUAGUGCUGCGUGUGGAGGUGGAGGCCGUGAAGUUCCUGAAGGAGGAGCCGCAGCGCCUAGACGGGCUACUCAAGCGCUGCCGUGGGGUCACAGACAUGCUGGCCCAGAUCCGAAGGCAAGUGGACGAGGGUGUGUGGCCACCCCCCAACAAUCUCCUGAAUCAGUCCCCCAAGAAGGUGACGGCCGAGACGGACUUCAACAAGAGCUUGGACUUCGAAAUGCCACCCCCCAGCCCUCCACUGAACCUCCAUGAGCUGAGUGGGCCCGCUGAGGGAGCCCCUCCUACUCCUAAGGGCAACCCUACCAAAGGCCUGGACGCUGCUGGCAAGAGAAGCGUGGACAAGGCUGUGUCUGUUGAGGCUGCCGAACGGGACUGGGAGGAGAAGCGGGCAGCCCUGACCCAGUACAGCGCCAAGGACAUCAACCGGCUGCUGGAGGAGACGCAGGCAGAGCUGCUGAAGGCCAUCCCUGACCUGGACUGUGCGAGCAAGGCCCACCCGGGCCUGGCCCCCACCCCUGACCACAAGCCCCCGAAGGCCCCCCACGGCCAGAAGGCAGCCCCCCGAACGGAGCCCAGUGGAAGGAGGGGCUCAGAUGAGCUGACGGUGCCUCGAUACCGCACAGAGAAGCCCUCCAAGUCGCCCCCGCCGCCCCCUCCCCGCCGGAGCUUCCCCUCCUCCCAUGGCCUGACCACCACGCGCACUGGGGAGGUUGUGGUCACCAGCAAGAAGGACUCGGCCUUCAUCAAGAAGGCCGAGUCCGAGGAACUGGAGGUGCAGAAGCCCCAAGUGAAGCUGCGCCGGACCGUGUCCGAGGUGGCCCGCCCGGCCUCCACACCACCCAUCAUGGCCUCUGCCAUCAAGGAUGAGGACGACGAGGACCGCAUCAUCGCCGAGCUAGAGAGUGGUGGUGGCAGUGUGCCACCCAUGAAGGUGGUGACUCCAGGGGCCUCUCGGCUGAAGGCAGUCCAGGGCCAGGCAGGCAGCCCCGACAAAGGCAAGCAUGGCAAGCAGAGGGCCGAGUACAUGAGGAUCCAGGCCCAGCAGCAGCUCUUCUGUUUGGACUCAAAGAGGUUCCAGGGCUGCAGCCACAAGAUCUUUCCGUUCACUCAGUCCUUUGACCGAGGGCCGUGUGCCAGUCAUGGCCCCUGCUCACGGGGUCCCGGCCUGCUGACCCCACUUAACCCCGUGGUGUCGUCUGAGACUGGUGUCGUCAAGACCCCUGAGAGGAGAUUUACCCUCGAUUCUGGCUGGAUGGGGGUCCUGGGCCCUGACCCUGUAGCCAGCAAGUUGCCUGAACCUUCCAGGUUAACCACAUCAGAGUCCCACCUGUCCCGCCAGUGA